UUUCCAAAUGAAUAUAAGGGGUAGAUCUAGAAAGCAGUAUUGCAAAAUCCUCCUCAACUGUUCUGAUCAGGCUCAACAGUCCUAAAGACGUUAUAAUUCAACAUGAGAGUUCUCAUUUUGCUGGCCUUUGUCAUUGGAGUGGCCUACUGCGCUCCGCAAUCACUGUAUUAUGAGCUAGAGUACAAACCUGUCGUCGCUCCACAGGGUCUUCAUGCAGCUGACGCUGCAGCUGGACCUUCAGAAAUUGAGAUUCUCUUGGCAGCAGCUCAGCAGGCAGCUGGAGUUCCUGGUCAGCCUGUCCGUGGUUUCAUUAAGCACGAGAUUCCCCAGCCCGCAGGCAAAGAAAGUAUUGAAGUUCUGUACCCAUUCGGCUUUCCUCAAGCUGCUCCAGCUGCCCCGGCUGUACCUGCUGCCCCUGUUGUUCCUGCUGCCCCUGCUGCCCCUGCUGCCCCUGCUGCCCCGGCCCCUGUUCCAAAGGACGAUGAUGAUGAUGAUCAUGAGGACUAAACCAGAUUGGUUGUUUAAAUGAACAAGAUAAGCUGACCACCAUUUCCUGAAUGACAAAUAAGCUGCUUUUAGUGUUUAGCAUAUUGACUCCAAAAAAUGCUUUCCCCCUUUAGAAAUGAUGACGAUCUGUCAAAUGGUGCUUUCUCAGUGGCUUGAUGCAUGGGAGCCAUAAAAGUCAUUGCUUUUUUGCAACCAUGUUUUUAAAUCUUGAUUUAUAAUAAACUGUUCAAUCAA
Labeo rohita (rohu) is the source of this 741-nucleotide messenger RNA. RefSeq names its product secretory calcium-binding phosphoprotein 7 (gene scpp7). The coding region runs from base 103 to 507 and encodes 134 amino acids. The record is from RefSeq and is a predicted model, not a curated record. The transcript has 9 exons. NCBI's taxonomy places the organism in Eukaryota, Metazoa, Chordata, Actinopteri, Cypriniformes, Cyprinidae.